Engraulis encrasicolus (European anchovy) is the source of this 1863-nucleotide messenger RNA. It is a transcript of the gene gnb5b, whose product is annotated as guanine nucleotide binding protein (G protein), beta 5b. Gene Ontology annotation, cellular component: cytoplasm; heterotrimeric G-protein complex. Lineage: Eukaryota; Metazoa; Chordata; Actinopteri; Clupeiformes; Engraulidae. The record is from RefSeq and is a predicted model, not a curated record. The transcript is spliced from 11 exons. Gene Ontology annotation, biological process: G protein-coupled receptor signaling pathway; G protein-coupled dopamine receptor signaling pathway. Gene Ontology annotation, molecular function: protein binding; signaling receptor complex adaptor activity. The coding region runs from base 83 to 1144 and encodes 353 amino acids.
GCUGGGUAAUGUCUGUUGUUCAUGCUCCGGACAAGACCACCACCACCACCUGACAUUUGUUUUGUUUUAUUGUGUGCCAAAGAUGGCUUGUCAGGGACUGGAGCAGGGGGAAACUGUGGCAACACUGAAGAAAGAGACGGAGGCUCUGAAGACCAAGCUCGAGACGGAGAGAGCCAAACUCCAAGACGUUGAAUUAAACACGCUUGCAGAGAAGAUCGAACCUGUGGGACAGCUCAAUAUAAAAACAAGAAGAAUUCUCAAAGGACAUGGGAACAAAGUAUUGUGCGUGGACUGGUGCACAGACAAGCGGAGGAUGGUUAGCUCUUCCCAGGAUGGAAAGGUCAUUGUCUGGGACGCAUACACAACCAACAAGGAACAUGCGGUGACUAUGCCCUGCACUUGGGUGAUGGCCUGUGCCUACGCCCCCUCAGGUUGUGCGAUAGCAGCAGGUGGCCUGGACAACAAGUUGUCCGUGUACCCGCUGUCUCUGGACAAGAAUGAGAACCUCGCGAGCAAGAGGAAACCUGUGGCCAUGCACACCAACUACGUCUCUCACUGCACUUUUACCCUCUCUGACAUGCAGGUGUUGACCUCCAGUGGGGAUGGUACCUGUGCCCUGUGGGAUGUGGAGAGUGCACAACUGCUGCAGAGUUUCCACAGCCACACGGCGGAUGUGCUCAGUCUGGAUAUGGGCCCCGCUGAGACCAGCAACACGUUUGUGUCAGGGGGCUGUGACAUGAAGGCUAAGCUGUGGGACAUGCGAUCUGGACAGAACGUCCAGUCCUUUGAGACGCAUCAGUCAGAUGUCAACUGUGUAAAGUUCUACCCCAGUGGCGAUGCAUUUGCUACAGGUUCAGAUGAUGCCACGUGUCGUUUUUAUGAUUUGCGAGCUGAUCGUGAGGUGGCUGUCUUCUCCAAAGACAGUGUCAUCUUUGGUGCCAACAGUGUGGACUUCUCUCAGAGUGGACGCCUGUUGUUUGCUGGCUACAAUGACUACACCGUCAAUGUAUGGGACGUGCUGAAGGGAACCCGACUCAACAUCCUGUACGGACACGAGAACCGCAUCAGCAGUUUGCGCAUGGCUCCUGACGGCACCUCCUUCUGCACGGCAUCGUGGGACAACACGCUGAGGGUUUGGGCCUAAAGCACCAUGAAGAGAGAAAGAAAGGAGAUGCAGUGAACAGGAGAAUGUGUGACCAUGGACUUGACCAUCGCUGUGCAUGCUUUGGAUGAUCACAGGAUGACACAUGAAUUGUAAUAUGUGUGUCUGGGAUGAGGGCUUUUUUAGAGCACUGAAUUUUAGGUGUUACCUGCAACACUGUUUUCUUUUAGCUCACAUGAUGGCAUCUGUUCCAGCCUCUCUCCCUACCUCAACUGUUAGGCUGUCAAAAUCAUAUAUUUAUGAUUAUGGAAAAAUAAAAGUUACUGCUGUCAUUGACAUGGUCAAUAUAAAUUUGUUGAAAGUUAUCUAUACUGUAUAUAUAUUUUUUUCUUUUCAAAAACAUGACUAGGGUAGUCCUUAUGUUUCCAAGAUAUGGGGAGAUAUACAGACUGAAAAUGUGCCAUGUGUUUUUGCCAUGUGUGAAGGCGCUGGCCGUUUUUAAUUUGCAGUAAGUAAGCUCACCAUUCUCUCCUAAUUGUUUGCCUAACAUAAAUUAGAAGUUACAUGUGGUCUACAUUAUUAACCUAGGACCUACUACUCAGGAUCAUGCCAUAUUUUAUUAAAUAAAUAAAGCAGUGCUGUUUUGGUUUGUCUUGAGACAAGAUUUUUGAAGUGUAAAGACAAGUUAGUUGAUGAAUCAACCCCCUCUUUCUGCCUACUGACUGCAAUUUCUGUACACAUAGCCCAAUUUGAAUAAAUAA